Acanthoscelides obtectus is the source of this 326-nucleotide messenger RNA. Lineage: Eukaryota; Metazoa; Arthropoda; Insecta; Coleoptera; Chrysomelidae. The record is from the annotation of a GenBank genome assembly.
AUAAUUUCCUGGGUCAUUCCUGUUGAUCUUAUUGUCUUCAGCCACACUUUUUGCCAGAUGGAACCACGUGAAAAACCCUACCCGACAUCAUCUAGGGUUUUUUUUUAUUUUGAGGGAAUCUUCGCUACUGGAGAUCCAUUGACACGUUUCCUACCGGGGACCUCUUUCCGAAUAGAGACCCUUUUUCCACCAUAGGGAUUCUUACGUCAUCGGUUUUAAAGCCUUCCUCGCCCAUUUUAAAUUAGUUAGUCAAUAAGCUUUCGCAUUAAGGGAGAUCUCCUAGUUUGGCUGGCUUAAAUUUUUGUUGUUAGUCGUUAGUAUAUGUA